CCCUUGUUUAUUUCCGGAAGUAAGGCGUUCUCUGUGUCAGACUUUCCAUAAGGAUUCUUUAACUAAAAUUUACACAGCCAAGACGACAGGUGAGUCCUCAUCCACGAGAUGGCACAUUGGUUUCACAGAAACCCACUGAAGGCUACGGCACCUGUGUCCUUCAACUUCUAUGGAGUGGCCGGGAGUCCAUCUGCAAACAAGAUAUGCAAUGACUUGAGGACAACUAGAGCAAGGCUGUUGGAGAUGUUUACUGAUGUCACCUGCAACCCGGAGAUAAUGAAAAAUGCAACAGAUGCAUACUUCUCCCUUCUUCAAGGAUUUAUCUUGUCCUUGGAUGGAACUACACAGGAGAACAAGAUGAGAUUCAUCCAGAAUUUCAAAUGGACUGAUACCCUACAAGGAAAUACACCAAGUGCCCAGCAAGAUGUAGUCUUUGAGCUGGUUUCCAUGGCCUUCAAUGUAGCUGUGUGGUACACAAAGUUUGCCUCCAGACUAGCAGGAAAGGAAAACAUAACUGAGGCUGAAGCGAAAGAUGUUCACCGGAGCCUUAAAGUUGCAGCUGGUAUUUUCAAAAACCUCAAGGAGGUCCACAUUCCUCGUCUUAUCACUCCGGCUGAAAAGGGUAGAGACCUGGAACCACGAGUGAUCGAUGCAUACAUCAUCCAGAGCCAAGCAGAGGCACAAGAAGUGACAAUUGCCAGAGCCAUUGAACUGAAGCACAAUGCCUCACUCAUUGCAGCGCUGUCAUUCGAGACCGCAAACUUCUAUCAGAAAGCCGACCACUCACUGAACACCUUGGAGCCGGAGUGCAGUAGCAAAUGGAGGAAGUACCUCCAGCUGAAGCAGCACUUUUACAUGGCUUAUGCAUACUGCUAUCAUGGGCAGACCCUGCUGGCGAGUGACAAGUGUGGUGAAGCAAUACGGUCCCUCCAGGAGGCAGAAAAGUGUUACGCCCGUGCUGAGUCACUUUGCAAAGAGUAUCGUCAGACAAAAGGCCCUGGCACCACAGCUAAACCAUCGGAGCAGCUGUUCUUCCUCAAACUGGGCACUCUCAUCAAAAACACUCUGGAGAAAUGCCAGAGAGAAAAUGGCUUCAUAUACUUCCACAAGGUCCCGGCUGAGCCCCCUAUGCUGGAACUGAAGGCAAGUUACGGCCUGGUUGAGCCGGUCCCUUUUGAGCUCCCGCCCCUCAGCGAGCAGUGCACUGCUGAUGUCUAUGCCACCUUUGACCUGACUAAGGGAGCCAAAAAUGACAAAGCCAAACCAAAGGAGGAGGAGGUGAAACCAGUGAAGGAGCCUGAUUUGAAGCCUCAGAAGGACACCGGCUGUGUUAUCGCCUAAAUCUCCCUCUGAUGCUGCCGUCAGCCUCAUCAGCUGAAAUGAUGGCAUCUGUAUUUUAUUUUAUAUAAACCUCUAUAAGGUUUUUUUCAUCAUUAAUCCAUGCUGUUUUACAUUCAUGCUGAAAUGUGUGUUUUGUAUUAGGGUAUUUCAAUCAUCCUUCAUCUUAGCCAAACUCAGCCACAUUCUCUCAACAACUUUUCAUAAAGUAAACUUAAACAUUUUAUGAGCUGGAAGUUUCCUCCAGGUAGAUCGGAGUAGUUACUGUAAAAUCCGGUGUAUAAGCCACACUUUGAAGAUCUAUUUUUUAUCUUAAAGUUGUCUGUGUUCUAUAUACCGAUGGCACAAUGUAACAGCAUGAGGUGCUCAGACAUGCAAUGUCAUUACUCUAGGUGUGUGUAGCUGCCGCUCUCAGACACUGACCGAUAACCCUGGUCAUCGUGUAUUUCAAGCAACUGCUUCACUGCUCAGAACAUGCUGAAAUCAGAAUACUGACAAAAAACAUGUAGUCGGUGUAGUAGAGCUGUGAGCACCAAACAGCCAUGCGUAAGUAAUAGGUUCUUUGCAGAUGAUCUACAUAGAGAAAUGUGACCAUUAAGGACAUGUUUUGAGCUGUUUAUGACUGUUCAAAGUGUGAAAAUAAAAACAUUCUUAAUUCUUAAGCUACUUUUAAAAUAUUUGUUUAAAAAUGUAAAAAAAAAAAAAAAACUCGAUUAAAUUAAGUUACUUAUUCCAGCAAGCAGACAGAACUGCUGCAGUGAGCAUAAAGAAAACAAUUUGCAUGGCAAACAACUGUGCACCUAAAAAACAGUUUCCUCCUGUUAGAUUGCUGAGACGCAGGCUCAAGCAGAGAAAUGUUGCUCAGGAGUUUGGAAAGUGCUUGCAAUAUAUCAUGUUUUCAUGGCUGUUUGAUUUGUACUUGCAGCUUUUCUAAAGCCUGAUUUUUUUUUUAUCUUUAUUGGUGGUACAUUUUGUCAGUAUUUUGACUUAUAUAAGUGCCACCUUUUAACCGCUUUUCUCCCUCAUCAGGUCAAAAUAGCUAGUAGGUGUGCAAACACUGUAUGGUGAAAACCAAUGGCCCUAAAGAACGACACAGCUGCACAUCCUGCACGUUGUGGACUUGCCUAAACUGAACGGAAAUCAUCACACAUUAGGACAGUUAAACCAUUUUUCCUUUGAGAGAUUAGAAAAUACAUAAAUAAAGACUGUGGCUUAUACACUAGGGUGACUUAUACUUAAGAUUUCACAGUACAUUUCAGCUGAAAUGAAUUUAAACAGGGCCAUGUAAAUAUGUAAAAUCAUAGAUAAUGCAGACUAGUUCUAUAAAUUGUGCGUUUGUCAGGAUUAUAAACCCUGAGACAGAGGCUCGACAACAAAAGGGUCUGUUUUUCACCACUUUUGCACUUGAGUGCUCUGACCUCAUCCUGGAUGACUGAAAAACAUGCCAACUUCCUUAAAAUACAAACCAAAACAGCUGGUGCAGCAGUCAUGUCUGAGAUGAUAAAAUUGUAAUUGAGAUGUUUAAUUUUCACCUGUUUAGAGAAAGUGAUCCCAGCAUCUGUGAGGUGACAACAUAGGAAGCUGAUUCCCCACAAUCGGCCUUUUAGUGAAACUUUAAGAUGACGUGUUGAGAACCCGCUCAUAAAACUCGUCUGGUCGAGUGCAAAGGAACUGACAGUGUUGUAUUCAAAUCAGUGGUGGGCCAAUGAAACACGACGACUGUGUCCUCCAUUGUUGGUACAUUUGGUUUGUUAACUGUAGCAGUUUACAAUCAGUUUGAUUUAUAGUGUACUGUAGCUGUUUUUGUUCAUGGCAUGAUGAAGGUUUUUUUCAUUAUACUCUUCAUUUAGGAGACAUUUAAGUGAAUCAUUUUUAUCAUUAUAAGGGGUUCUGUGAUACAUUCCCUAUAGUAGUAGUUCUUUAUUUAUUUCUAUCAUUUUUCAUGAUGGUGUUGUUAUAACUAAACACUAUGAUGGCUAACAAUCGAUGUAAAUCACAUGAUUUUUGGUAAGUUGAUUUUUAUGUUUAAGUUUCAGUGGAAACACUGGAACAACCACUCAUACAUAUGUAGGUUUGCUGGAGAGGAUGUUGUAGUCCAUAUAUAUAAUGCACUUACCUUACACCAGGGGUGUCCAAACUAAGGCCCAGGGGUCAGCUAUGGCCCGUGGUUCAUUUUAAAUUGGCCUGCAGCUAUCAUAAAAAUUGAAUGGCUCACACUAUCUGCACAUUUCAAGGUCAUGCUAAUCAUCUUUAAGCACCAGCACCCCUGUAAAGUUUGGCAGUUUUUGUGCAGUUUGCUUUUUUGUGUCUUAAUGUUGAGCCGUGGCACGAUUCUCAUCCUGACCAGGGCAGAUCCAGCAUUAGCCAGGUCCAACAGGGGCCCCUUUCGUAUCUUAUUAGAAAUUGAUCGCUUACUUGCCUUGGGAUGUAAGACUUUAUUAUUUUACUAGCAUAUUUUAACCCACUUUGGAUUGGCUUCUCUAACUUUAGCGCACUAAAGAUGAGGUAUAUCAAAGCAGCUCAGUCAUUCUUAGGUUGCUCCUUGGAAAAACUUUGGACACCCCUGCUAUCCAUGAACCAUUUGAGGAAUGAGCGUCAGUUCUGGGGAUUUGUCGAUGUGAACAUUGGAGGCUAAAUUUUUAUUUUUCGCUGCUGAAUAGCUGCUCCAGCCGCUUCACAAAUGUUGCCUACAGUAUGUUGUCAAAUACCCCCCACUAUAAAAUAUAAGGCCGUGUCUUGUAAAGCAUAACAGUUGCUUAUAUUUCCUGUUAUAUACUGCUUCCAUGCACAUAUUCCCUCACGUGUGUAUUAAGCCUACCCGAGCUUACUGUAAUGAAAAAGCAGCCAAGUUUGUCCAAGUAUUGUUGAAGAAGAAUCGGAUAUGCUCACACUUUGUGUUCAGAUGUACAAAGAUCUCAGUAUAGUACUAAUACAGUUAUGAUGGUCAGGCUUGUUUAACCAUUGUUCAUUAUACCUGAAAAAGCUAAUAAAUCAUUGCAGAAAA
Molecule: messenger RNA, 4342 nt
Organism: Cheilinus undulatus (humphead wrasse)
Lineage: Eukaryota; Metazoa; Chordata; Actinopteri; Labriformes; Labridae
Gene: brox
Product: BRO1 domain and CAAX motif containing
Exons: 13
Coding region: 109-1341 (410 amino acids)
Source: RefSeq, a predicted model, not a curated record